CCGAUACCUGCAUUCUAUGCUUGCUAUCUACUUCGUUCUACAGUCCGCCACCAGAAUCUCUAUGUUGGAAGCACGCCACAUCCCGUCCGACGUUUGAAGCAACACAAUGGAAUUGCCAAAGGUGGAGCUGUGAGGACAUCAAAAAACACGCUGCGGCCAUGGGAAAUGACUUGCCUUACGCGACAUAUUGCUCCAGAUGAGCGCAUCACUCAGGCCAACACAAAACAAAGAUUUUCACCUAGAAGUGGCAAGGUACGCAAGCGCGCAGGACGCCCUCGUAUGUCAAUGCACGACAAGCUCGCCAACCUUCAUAUCUUGUUACGAGCAAAGAGUUUCGAACGUUGGCCAUUACAGGUCAAGUUCUUCGCCGAAGAUGUGUACAAGAUGUGGCACAGAUGGACGGUUGAUAUGCCUGAAGUCAUCCGUCAAGGCAUCGAAGUCGAGAUGGACGAAUCAGUUCUACAAAAGCCAGCUCCAGAAGGGGAUCCUUUAAACCCUGUUGGCAUUCAUAGGAUCGACCCUACUUAUCAACACAUGAAGACGGCCCUAGAAAAGAGCCGAGAUCUGUUACUAAUUCCGAGCACCAGCUGUGCCAUAUGUUGCUCUGCACUCGACUCUACAAAGGAAAUGGCGCUUGUCUGUUCCAAUCCGGAAUGCAACUCCAUCUUCCACAUCGGGUGUCUAUCAACGCAUUUUCUCAAGGGCGAGUAUGGCGCUCAAGACGCGAUUGUCCCAACACAUGGACAUUGUUCGUCUUGCAAAUCAAGCCUGGACUGGACCGAUUUGGUAAAGGACUUGAGUUUGCGUCUUCGUGGCGAGAAGGAGAUCACGGCUCUGUUUAAGGAGCCAAAACGCCGUAAGAAGAGUGUGAAGGAGAGUGCAAAGAGUGCUGCCAUUGUGGAUGACGAAGAAGCGGAGGAGCCAGGUGCUCUGGUAGACGAAAGCGAUGCCGGGAUUGACUUUGACGAUGUCUUACUUCAGUCGGAUUACGAGGACAUUGAUCAGAUACAAGCUACGGCAUCUGGCGGCGAUGAGUGGAAGCUGGUCGAUGAAUUGGACGGACAGAACACACCCCUGGCCACCGCUUCAACGAGUUCUUCGGCCGCUAGAGCGCGUAAAGCAGUCAUUGAAGACAGCGACUGGGACGAAGCCGAGGUCAUCGAC
Aureobasidium vineae is the source of this 1164-nucleotide messenger RNA. The record is from the annotation of a GenBank genome assembly. NCBI's taxonomy places the organism in Eukaryota, Fungi, Ascomycota, Dothideomycetes, Dothideales, Saccotheciaceae.